AUGUCAGCUUAUACCUUAUCACCGUAUUUCAGAAUUGAUCAAACCAAGUACGGAGGCAGAGGUGCAUUUGCCAAUACUGAAAACGGGCACUCAAUCCCUGAAGGAACAAUAGUGUUGAGGGUUCCAAGACCUUUGAGCAGCUCAAUUCAGCGAGAGUUUCGUAAAGAAGUUUGUCAGCAUUGUUUCACUUUCCAAAACGGUAAGAACUUAAAGACAAGACUUACGGUUCCACUGAUAAGCAAAACGAUAUCGUUGUACUUUUGUUCUUCCGCCUGUCUUAAAGAGUUCCAGAAUUACGACGACUUGGGACUUUUAACAAGCAUCUUGUUGGAGAUAGAAAGGCAUUAUUCCAGUACUACGAGAGAAUACGAGACUACUGAAGUAAAGUCAAAUUUGACACAAGUAUGGGGUCAACUUAACAAAUGGUCAGAAACUUUGGCCAGAAUGAAGCCAUCAAAAAGAUUGGCUGAAACUCCAGUUAUAACUAAUGAUGAAUACAGUGAUCUAAAGUACACUGCAACAACCAUCUUUGCAUUAUUUAAGUAUCAAAAAAAAAUAGGAAUAUUAUCACCACAAACAAGCCAUCAGUAUAUCCUGGAAAUGAAUGAACUAGAACAUAUGAGAUUGGAAUUGGGAAUCUUUGAAACGUUGCAAAGCAAUAUCACGGAAAAGACACAAAGGUAUCCAUAUUUAAGUACGGUUUAUGGGAAUAUCUUUAAGUUUCUUAAAAUCCAUGCUCCCAACCAAUUGCAACCAUUUGUCACCACUGAAACUGUCGGUGCAAUCAUAGGAAGACAUUUAUCCAAUGCAUUUGGAAUCUGGUGUCCUGACGAAGGAAUUGACGAGUUCUUUGGCUUUGCUGUAUAUCCUCUGGCAUCAUUCUUCAACCAUAGUUGUAUACCUAAUUUGAAAAGGGUCCGAACUCAGAGAGAAGUAUACUUCAUUACCACUAAGGAAAUAUUCAAUCCCGAUGAAGAACUAUGCAUCAACUAUGGUAAUUCCAUUGAAGAAAACGUUCAAACAAGACAACUACUGCUUCGUGAGUGGUUCUUUGAAUGUGGGUGUCCUCGUUGCACAACUGAACAAACUGAAGAGUGCACCUAA
This is a messenger RNA of Lizanozyma spartinae, 1104 nucleotides long. It is a transcript of the gene SET6, whose product is annotated as Set6p. Gene Ontology annotation, molecular function: protein binding. The coding region runs from base 1 to 1104 and encodes 367 amino acids. Gene Ontology annotation, cellular component: nucleus. The transcript has a single exon. The record is from RefSeq and is a predicted model, not a curated record. Lineage: Eukaryota; Fungi; Ascomycota; Pichiomycetes; Serinales; Debaryomycetaceae.